This is a messenger RNA of Pyricularia oryzae 70-15, 1700 nucleotides long. RefSeq lists its product as uncharacterized. The transcript has 3 exons. The record is from RefSeq and is a predicted model, not a curated record. Lineage: Eukaryota; Fungi; Ascomycota; Sordariomycetes; Magnaporthales; Pyriculariaceae. Gene Ontology annotation, molecular function: lipid binding. The coding region runs from base 167 to 1603 and encodes 478 amino acids.
UUUCCAGCGAGCAACCACGUUGUUUCGGGCAUUAAAGCGCGCACCCCGUUUGUUCUUCCAAGGCUCCGAUUUCCUUGUUUCUCCUGAACCCAAAUUGGACCUCUGUUCAUCCCUCGAAUUGCAUAGCAAAUUAAACCGGAAUCACCCAACUGUCGCGCAAUCCACCAUGGCUGAACAGGUCGCUGCCAAAUUGGCUGCGUCUGGGGGCACCGAAUCCGCAGGGUUCCUGAACGACAUCAUUGAACAACUAUGGCCCAAUAUCAACGUCGCCGGCUGCAGGAUGGUCAAGGAAAUCGUCGAGCCCAUGUUCGCGACGAUGCUUCCUGGCCCUCUGGCGACUCUCAAGUUUGUCAAGCUUGACCUCGGACCCGUCCCUAUGCGCGUCUCUGAGGUUGACGUCCACAAGGUCGACAAUGGUGGGAUCAAGCUCGACAUGGACGUCACCUGGGAGGGGAAAAGUGACAUCGAGCUCGAGGGGAAAUUGGUGCCCAAGCUGGGUAUCGAACACGUUCACCUGAUUGGUAGGCUAUCAAUCCUGCUGGGACCGUUGACGAAUGUCAUUCCUUUGAUUGGCGCUGCACAAGUCGCUUUUAUCAACCCACCGACGCUCAAGCUCGACUUUACCGACGCAGCCAACAUUGCCGACUGGGCACUCAUCGACAAGACUGUUCGCAAAGUCAUCCUGGACAUCGUCUCAUCCAUGUUUGUCCUGCCUAACCGCUACCUUGUCAAGCUUGACAGCAACAACGACUACUUCAGGACCUACCUGCCUCAUCUAGGAGCGCUCCGUCUCACUGUCGAGAGGGCCAUUGGCAUCAGCGGUCCCAAGAAGAGUCGGGCAAAGAGGUUGUUGGCUAAGAUCGUCAAGGACGUCCCCGACUGCUACGCCAAGGUAACCGUCGGUGCAGAGGAGGAGUGGCGCACGUCGGUCAAGAAGAACGAUCACGACCCGGAGUGGAACGAGACGCACGAUUUUCUGGUUGCCGACUACGACCAGCGCAUUGUGAUUGACGUCAAAGACGACGACCUCGGCGGGGACGACGACAUUGGGCUCGCGACGACCACCGUCAAGGACAUACUGCUGAACGGCGGCUCCCAGCAGCUGGACCUCAUGCACGACGGCGAGCCCACCGAUUCCAAGAUUGUCGUCCACGCCAAGUUUUACAACUUUGUCGACAGCGCGGACGCGAUCCGGACCACGCGCAGCGAGAACCAGGACCAGAUCGUCGGCAUCGCCACGGUGCUCAUCGCCAGCGCCCUGGGGCUGCAGGGCCAGCGCGACGAGCUGAACCCCAGCGUCAAGGUGGCCUGGGGCGCCAAGGAGUUUCGCACGGCGGCCAAGUCCUACACCCCGGGAACCGACAUCUUCAACCCGUCGUUCGACCAGGCCUUUAGGAUUCCCGUCACGGCAGACCUGCUUGCCAGCCCUGCCAGCUUUAGAAUCUCGCUACUCAACAAGGCCGACGAGGUUGGGUCGGUCGAAGUUCCCUUUGAAGAUAUUCUCCAGGCGCCUGGACUGGUGAAGGAGGAGACUUAUGAGGUCGGGCAAGGAGCGACGAUAAAAGCAUACAUCUCUCUUCGUGGCUUGGAAAUAGCAAAGUAAAUAAUGGCACUUCUUAAAGUCGCUUACUGCCAGGAAUAAGAUCUUCAAGUCAAGUUUGAUGGAAAUAGUUACAACUAAACUAAUUUUAAUUGCGUCA